Molecule: messenger RNA, 429 nt
Organism: Balaenoptera ricei (Rice's whale)
Lineage: Eukaryota; Metazoa; Chordata; Mammalia; Artiodactyla; Balaenopteridae
Gene: CST8
Product: cystatin 8
Cellular component (GO): cytoplasm; cell surface; extracellular region
Molecular function (GO): cysteine-type endopeptidase inhibitor activity
Source: RefSeq, a predicted model, not a curated record
AUGACCAGACUCUGGGGGUCCUGCCUGCUCCUGCUAACCAUCCCGGUGGUCCUGGUGGAAUAGCACAUUCCUUACAAGAACACAGGCAAGGUGUUGAGGGAAUUAAGGGCCAUCAGCACCUCAAGUGGCAACGUGAAGCAGUGUCUGUGGUUCGCCAUGCAGGAAUACAACAAGGAGAGCAAGGACAAAUGCCUCUUCCAGGUGGUCAAGGUGCUGCAGGUCCAGCUGCAGGUCACAGAUCGUCUGGAAUACUUUAUUGAUGCUGAAAUUGCCCGCACCAACUGCAGAAAGCUUCCAAACGGUAACGAAAACUGCGUGGUUAAGGAAAACUUCAGACUGGAAAAGAGACGAAUGUGCACCUUUCUGGUGGGCGCACUCCCGUGGCACAGUGAUUUCACCGUGAUGAAGAAGAAGUGUGUGGAUGUCUAG